UUUGAUGGAUCGGGGAGAAGGAGAGGUGGAGAUGGGAACGGAACUGAGACUGAUUCCAAUAGGAGAGUGAGGGAUCAGGAAGCUAAGUCGAGGAAUAGGGAGGAGAGAGAGGGCCAAAGGCAGCCUCCUGCAUGGCAGUAGCCGGAAUAAGAAGUGGGAAAAGCUUUCGCCAGGCCCUUCAAACUCUCUGGACCGAGGAUGACAUUGAAUCACUGCGCAAGCGAUUAGAUGGAUAUCGACAACAUCUAAUUGUCAACAUAUUAGUCCUUUUAAAAUCCAAGAUGACGCAGCCACGAGCCAACAAGCCCAAAUUGUGGAGAAACUUGACAGAAUCGAUCGCACAAUCGAUCGCAGUAUUCGCGUGUUAGGCUCAGAC
Molecule: messenger RNA, 376 nt
Organism: Hyaloscypha bicolor E
Lineage: Eukaryota; Fungi; Ascomycota; Leotiomycetes; Helotiales; Hyaloscyphaceae
Exons: 2
Coding region: 132-368 (78 amino acids)
Source: RefSeq, a predicted model, not a curated record